Messenger RNA from Drosophila rhopaloa, 1150 nucleotides. RefSeq names its product PRA1 family protein 3. Gene Ontology annotation, cellular component: membrane. The transcript has a single exon. The record is from RefSeq and is a predicted model, not a curated record. The coding region runs from base 329 to 955 and encodes 208 amino acids. NCBI's taxonomy places the organism in Eukaryota, Metazoa, Arthropoda, Insecta, Diptera, Drosophilidae.
CAUCUCCAUCACCCACUCAUUUGUUAGUCAGCGAAUUGUCACGACCGAGUCGUGUGAAAAUCUAAGUAUUACGCUGGAAUAUCUGCGACCGGAGAAAAACAGUGACGAAGAGGACAACUACGACUGGUUUACCGCCGACGAGAGAACACGUCUGCUCCCCGGAAAGAGUGGAAAUACUAGUUUGCUGCCGAAGAUUCGGCAGUUGACUUCUAAUUUGCUUAACGUCGAGGAGGUUCGCAACAUUGCCCGCGGGCUACGUCAACCGAAUUACCAGAAGCUGUGCCAGCAGGACAAGGACCACCAGAACAUCCGAAAAAGUCAAAGGACCAUGUCGACACCAUCUACUUCCUCCGUUGGCGAUGCUGCGGCCGCCCUCUCCGGCAAUCUUCAAUUGCCGCCACUCCGCACCCUUGAUGACUUCAUCCUCGGAUCGGCCCGAUUCCAGUUGCCCAAUCUCAAGGAUUUUAAGAAGUGGGGAAAUCGGGUGGCGAAUAAUCUGCUCUACUACCAAACCAACUACUUUCUGCUCUUCCUUACCAUCUACGCUUUGAUGAUUUUCUUCAAUCCCUCAAAGAUCAUCAGUGGUCUGCUGGUUCAGGCUUUGAUUAUAGCCGUGAUCUGGCAGUUCUUCAGUGGCAAGUCGAAGAACAACUUCAUCGCCAGCCGUCUGACCGGAGGAAAUGCCAAUGCAGCGGAGCAGAAUGCCCAGCAGAAGUGGUACAUCAUGGCAGGAGCUUUGCUCGGAGGAUAUCUCUUGCUGCAUCUGAUGAGCGCUGUGCUCUUGACGGCCUUCACCCUGCUGCUCCCCAUCUCGGUGACCUUUAUCCACGCCUCCCUGCGAUUGCGGAACAUGAAGAACAAGUUUACCAACACCAUUGAAAGCUUUGGUCCCGCCACGCCCAUGGGAUCCCUAUUGGAUGCCGUCAAUGUGCGCGCCGAUGGGGUGCUCAAUUAAGUCCAGCCAUACUUAUUUGGACACGUUUGUCUCAAUUGGAGUUCACGUUUUUAUCGCUAGAUAUCCUUGUCAAUGUUGAUCUUUGCAAAACGAAAUCCCUGUAUUAUAAUUAUCAUUUUGAUCUUUAUUUUUGUAUUAUGUAUAAUUGUAUUACCAAUAUAUUACAAAUGUCAAUAAAGUUUUUUCCAGGAAAAA